AUGACCUGUGAUUGGCCAAAGUCUUCCAUCCACGCCAAAGUCUUCCAGGAGCUGCAGAAGUCUAUGGUGGUCCCAGGAACCCAGGAACCCAGUGGACCAGGACCCCAGGAACCAGGAAACCAGGGACCAGGACCCAGGGACCCAGUGGCCCGAGUCCAGGAAACCAACCCAGGAACCCAGGACCCAGGACCAGGAAACCAGGCCCCAGGGACCCAGGAGCCCCGACGGAACCGAGACCCAGGAACUGAACCCAGGAACCAGGAACACAGGGACCCGACCGAGCCCAGGCCCCAGGAGACCCAGGAAACCCCGAGUCCAUCCGAGCCCCAGGAAACCAGGAAACCAGGAAUGGAAACCAGGGACCAGCCCGAGCCCCAGGAAGGAAACCCCAUCCGAGACCCCAGGAACCCAGGAACCCCAGGAAGAACCAGGACCCAGGAACUGACCCAGGAAACCCAGCCCCAGGUCCCAGGAACCCCAGGGAACGGAACGAAUGGAAACCCAGGAACCCGACCAGGACCAGGACCCAGGAAACCAGGAACCGGCCCGAGUCCGACCCAGGACCCCAGGAACCAGGAACGGACCCAGGACCCCAGGAAACCAGGAACCCAGACCGACCCAGGAAGACCAGGAGCCCCAGGGACCCAGGAACCAGGAACCGAGCCCCAGGAGCCCAGGGACCGACCGACCAGGAACCAGGAACCCAGGAACGACCGAGUCCCGAGCCCCAGGACCAGGAGGAACCAGGACCAGGAACCAGGAAGACCCAGGUCCCAGGAACCAUUCCAGGACCAGGAAACCCAGGAAACCAGGACCCCAGGAAACCCAGGACCCAGGAACCAGGAAACCCAGGAACCAGGAACCAGGAAACCCCAGGAACCAGGAACCCCAGAACCAGGAACCCCAGGAACCAGAAACCAACCAGAACCAGGAAACCAGGACCCAGGACCACAACCAGGAAACCCCAGGAAACCCAGUAACCGCCCAGGAACCAGGAACCCAGGAAACGGAUCCCCAGGAACCCAGGAACCCAGGAAACCAGAACCAGGAAAGGAACCAGGACCCAGGAACCCCAGGAACCCAGGAAACAAACCCCAGGACCCCAGCCCAGGAAUCCAGGAACCCCAGGAACCAGGAACCAGGAAACCCCAGGAAUCCAGGAACCCAGGAACCAGGAACCCCAGGAACCAGGAAACCCAGGAACAGGAAACCCAACUGAAGGAAAUGGACCCAGCAAUCAUGACCAGAACUGAUCUUGACGCAAGAAUGAACCAGGUAAUACACUACCAACCCCACACAGGAUAA
Perca fluviatilis (European perch) is the source of this 1305-nucleotide messenger RNA. RefSeq names its product basic proline-rich protein-like. The transcript is spliced from 3 exons. Bases 1 to 1305 code for a protein of 434 amino acids. The record is from RefSeq and is a predicted model, not a curated record. NCBI's taxonomy places the organism in Eukaryota, Metazoa, Chordata, Actinopteri, Perciformes, Percidae.